Molecule: messenger RNA, 1773 nt
Organism: Suillus clintonianus
Lineage: Eukaryota; Fungi; Basidiomycota; Agaricomycetes; Boletales; Suillaceae
Exons: 5
Coding region: 1-1773 (590 amino acids)
Source: RefSeq, a predicted model, not a curated record
AUGACGAAAUGGAUUCAUAUGAUGAUGGGAAACAAGGCGAAGGGGACCCGAGUUCACAGCGCUGCAGAAAUCUUUUCCAAAAAAGGUUUUGCGACCAAUGUCCGAGAUCAGAUGGAGGAGGCUAUUGCUUCGGGCUCGGUUGUUACGAAGGCUGAGAGACUUAACACUAUGAAAAGGCUUACGAGAGAGGCAUAUGAAGCUGCGCAUCCUGAGGUGAAGGCACUAUGCUUGGCAAAAGUGGAAGAAGAACGUGAGACAAAAGCUAGCGAGCUGCUCAAGCCAGGAACACGAGAACGAACAAAUGCGGAGCUAGCUAAAGCCCUGGAAGAAUGUACCGCUCCCAUCGCACACUUCUUACAAGCCAUCCAUGAGAUGACCGGAUUCCACUGGACCAUUCUGGGUGCUGGUCCUGACCCUCGUUGUAACGGUGAUAUCAACGUCAUGAGUUACCACACAGGAAUCAAUGAGUAUGGGCAAAACUGGCAGCAGGCCACUCCCAAUUUUGAUGAUAAGCACAUCAAGCCAUUUGUUGCCUUCGUUUCGAGUCUUUUUCCGGAACACAUCAGGAAGACACGCGCGCUUGAUCAUGUCCUCCCAACCCCCUCCUCGACUCUUGGAACUGAAGCCAACCCAGUGGCUGGGGAGUCGCAGUCUUCCGAUGCCAGCCAUAAUCUUCCAUCAACCUCGGCAUUAACACGUUCUCCCCACCUGCUUCCUCAUGUUCCUCAUGUGCCCAUCCCUGCUGAUGGAAACGUGCACCAGCCUCCUGCUGAUGUUUGGUAUCCGGCUCAGCAUCCGCAAGGGCUUAUUUCCUUCGACCAUGGAUAUGACCUCGAUGGAUCAGUGGACUUUGGAAUGUCGGACUUCCACAACCCCUCUGAGGCCAGCGCCAUGAUCACAUCAGGGCAAUUUGGAAUGUCAGACUUCCACAACCCCUCCGAGAUCAGCGUCAUGAGCGCAUCAAUGCCAUCAUCAAGUCUAUCCGCUUGUUUAGACUCACCAUCAAUUUCGCCCAUCUCCACAUGGACUCAGAGGGACGUGCAUUAUACUUCUCCUCCACGCCUUCGCCCACGGCUCUUUGCUGCCAACUUCGCAUCUUCAACUCCCACAUCUGGCAUAAUCAGCAGGCCUUCUCCAGCACCAUUCAUUGCUCCACUCACAUUCAACUUCCCUUCCCUCCCAGCCCCCCUCCGAACGCCUGGUUCUUCCAUGCCGGCUCCCACUGUAUCCCUCCCAACAUCUGGUUCUUCCACUCCAGCUCCCACCGUAUCCCUCCCAACAUCUGGUUCUUCCACUCCAGCUCCCACUGUAUCCCUCCCAACACCUGGUUCUUCUACUCCUCCUCCCACCGUAUCUGCGACGAUCAGUGUUGAAGUCAGUCAUGGUGGUGCUGCGGUGUCCGGACAAAGUCUCUCCAACCACGCCAACAUUGCAGAAAACGACACUGCAAAUGCAAGUGUCGAAGGGAUAGAUACCUCGGGUGUGGGAACACCUGGCGCCACUGCGGUAGAAGCAGUCCGAGUCGACUCGGACAAGGACGUUACCUUCUCCAAACCCAAAGGCCAUCCUACCCGCGGCAAGCAUAUACGACAAGUCCCCACGGUCUCAGAAAUACCCAACGACUCAAAUAGCACCCAGCCUGUCAGAAAAACUGGACGUAUUCGAACAGAGACGACUCGAUUGAUGCAGGCCAACAACAUUGGCCAAAAUCUCAAGCGUUCAAGAUCCACCAAGCCCCAGAGCGAGCGUCCUAAGAAAAAGAAAGCAACGUGA